Molecule: messenger RNA, 3166 nt
Organism: Lampris incognitus (smalleye Pacific opah)
Lineage: Eukaryota; Metazoa; Chordata; Actinopteri; Lampriformes; Lampridae
Gene: ggcx
Product: gamma-glutamyl carboxylase
Exons: 15
Coding region: 166-2484 (772 amino acids)
Biological process (GO): peptidyl-glutamic acid carboxylation
Molecular function (GO): gamma-glutamyl carboxylase activity; vitamin binding
Source: RefSeq, a predicted model, not a curated record
CCCGACUAGCUUGUGCGGACAUUGACACGUAAGUUGCCCUUUUGCUACGUGACCAGGGCACUUACCUUACCGGACGUUUACCUGCCGUGGGGAGCCCUUGUCCCUCCGACGUAUCCCCGCCCCGACAUCUCCUUAUCGUCCAUAUUUCUUUCAUGAACAACUAACAUGGGGACGAGUGAUAUCGCCGCAGGUGUUUCUCCCAUUGAGAAAACCUCGGGAGCUUCGAACAGCGAUAAGGGGGCUCAAAAAAAUGAGGAGGGUUCAAAAGCAGCGGUGCCUCCGCCAGAGAGCAAGAUGCAACGUGUCUUUGGGUUUAAGAAGGAGGACCUCUGCUCCUGGCAUCGUCUGGUGUGUCUUUUAAAUCGUCCCACUGACCCUGCGUCGUUGGGCAUAUUUCGCUGCUUGUUUGGCAUGCUGAUGGCAAUUGACAUCACCCAGGAGAGAGGCCUCAGUCACCUGGACUACAAGUACCUGGAUGGAGCCCCGGUUUGUCGCUUUCCCCUCUUCAAUUUCUUAAAGCCACUGCCCAUGGAUUGGAUGUACUUCGUCUAUGUGGUGAUGUUCUUUGGUGCUGUGGGUAUUAUGCUUGGGUGUUUCUACCGUUUCUCCUGCCUGAUGUUUGUGUCCACGUAUUGGUACGUCUUCUUCCUGGACAAAACUGCAUGGAACAAUCACUCUUAUCUUUAUGGCCUUAUUGGAUUUCAACUAACACUCUUGGAUGGCAACAGAUACUGGUCAAUUGAUGGAUUACGGAAACCUGCAAAAAGAAAUGCCCAUGUGCCACUAUGGAACUACACUAUCUUGAGGACACAGAUCUUCAUUGUAUACUUCCUUGCUGGUCUGAAGAAACUGGACGCGGACUGGGUGGAGGGAUAUUCCAUGUCGUAUUUAGCACACCAUUGGCUUUUUGAUCCUUUUAAACUGAUUUUGCCAGUGGAUUUAGUUAGUCUGCUAGUGGUACAUGGAGGUGGGCUUGUUCUUGAUAUGACUGCCGGCUAUCUCCUGUUUUUUGAUGCCACUCGACCUUUUGCAAUUUUCUUUGUCUCCUACUUCCAUUGUAUGAACUCCCAACUCUUCAGUAUUGGGAUGUUUUCCUAUACAAUGCUGGCCACCAGUCCUCUUUUCUGCUACCCUGACUGGCCAAGGAGAUUCUUUGCACAUUUUCCAGAGGCCUUGAGAGCGGUCCUGCCUCUCACAUCUACAGACAUUCAGCCUAGUGUGUCCUGUGUUUACCCUGAGGUCCAGAAUACAAGCACAGGAUCCCAGGUCACCCCAACUGUCUCCAAGCCCUCCACACCAAGGCUUAAACACAAGCUGAGAGUUGUUUUCAUAAUCCUCUAUUUGGCUGAACAGUUCUUCCUGCCUUACUCCCAUUUCAUCACACAGGGUUACAACAAUUGGACCAAUGGCUUGUAUGGGUACUCCUGGGACAUGAUGGUUCACUCCCGCAGCCACCAGCAUGUCAAGAUCACGUAUAAAGAUGGAAAAACAGGAGAAAUUGGAUAUCUCAAUCCUGGGGUUUUCACUCAAAGUAAGCGCUGGAAAGACCAUGGAGACAUGCUGAAGCAGUACGGGGUCUGCCUCAGCCACUAUCUGCCUCGGUACAAUAUCUCUGACCCUGAAAUUUACUUCGACAUCUGGGUGUCCAUAAAUGAACGGUUUCAACAGAGGAUCUUCGAUCCCCGUGUGGACAUUGUAAAGGCUGACUGGUCUCCUUUCCAACCAACACCAUGGCUGAUGCCCUUAUUGGUUGAUCUCUCACCUUGGAGGACUAAAUUCCAGGAGAUUGAGGGCACUCUGGAUAACCAGACUGAAAUUGUCUUCAUUGCUGAUUUCCCAGGUCUCCACUUAGAAAAUUAUGUGAGUGAAGACCUGGGCAACACCAGUGUUCAGGUAUUGCAGGGCCAAGUUAACGUUGAGGUGGUGGAGGAAAAGAAAAACUAUACACUCCAGCCUGGUGAGCAGAUGAAGCUACCUGCCGGGGCCUACCAUAAGGUGUACACCAUUUCUGAGGAACCUUCUUGCUAUAUGUACAUCUAUGUCAACACCACAGAGGCAGUGCUACAAGAAAACUUCACCAAGCUGUUUGAGCUCCAGGAACGGGUUCGCAAUGGGACAGAAACUGAACCCCUCCCACCAGAGUUGCAGCCGCUUAUCACUGCAGGUGACGAUGAGGGGUCAGAGGUCAAUGCCACUGACCCAAUCGUUCGCCUGUUUUUGAAGAGGCAGCGCCGCAUGAAGGAGGUGAAGAAACGCAGGGAGGCGAAUGUGUUUGAGCGACUGCAUCGCUUUUCUGUGAAAAAGUACUACAUGCUAAGGAGAGGGUUCUUGUUGACAGCCAUUGCUUUGCGCAACCUAGCGGUGGGUCUGCCCCCUCUGGAGCAGCUGACCAGGGAGGUCGCCUUCGCCAAUAUGAAAGAACCUCAGGUGGAAGCCAGCAAAGAUGACCCCCUCAAUGAUGAAGUCGGUCAUGGAGAAUUAUAGAGCAAUCGUUGGAGCGUCGAUACUCUGUGCAAGUGCCUCCCACAAGUGCGUUGUGGAAAUAUGCAAAUGAACUGUCAAAUAUCUGGGUGAUUAUCGAAGGUUGAAUCAGUUCAUCUGGAUACAAUGUUUACUGACAGUUACGUUUCUGUCAGUAAACAUUGUAUCCAGAUGAACUGAUUCAACCUUCUUUGAUUUUCUUACCUGGAUUAUUGAGCAUGCAUCAAGACAUCUAGGCGAUUACUACUGGACUGUUACUGCAGUGAGCUCAUACCCGUGUCAUCUUCAGAGGAUGUUUAAGUACUUUGCUUCUGAGAUGUGGGAAUUCAGAGGAACUUUCAAGUCAGUGUUUUUUUUUUACAGGUUUAUAAACAUAAAUUCAUGACAAGUUUGAGUCAUGGUUAUGAUGAGACAAAACUGUGUGUGCUAAUUCCUGUACAUUCCUUUAUCUUGCAAAAUCACAUUUAUUAAUCGGUUGAAAUAGAUUAUGUUAAAUUUGUCCAAAUUGUACAAGUACCUUUCACAAAUGUGCUUGCAGUGCCCUGACCUUUUUUUCAGAGAAUAAAAUAACCUUUGUUAGGCAGGAAUUUAAUGCUAGCCCUUUGUGAGAAUACUGGAUUGAUAAAAAAGUGAAACAAUUUGUGGGAGCUACCUUUUAUAUUCAUGUUUACAAUAAAGAGAUUAA